Olea europaea var. sylvestris is the source of this 1068-nucleotide messenger RNA. RefSeq names its product transcription factor MYB106-like. The transcript is spliced from 4 exons. The record is from RefSeq and is a predicted model, not a curated record. Lineage: Eukaryota; Viridiplantae; Streptophyta; Magnoliopsida; Lamiales; Oleaceae. Bases 55 to 1068 code for a protein of 337 amino acids.
CUUUAAGAUAUCAAUUUUUUUUCCCUUUCUUCCACACUUUGAGAUUGCUUUCAAAUGGCUAGGUCCUCUUGCUGCAAGAAAAUUGGCUUGAGAAAAGGGCCUUGGACAGCAGAGGAAGACCAAAAGCUUUUAACUUAUAUUGAAGAACAUGGCCGUGGAGGUUGGAAGGCACUGCCUACAAAAGCUGGGCUUCAGAGAUGUUGUAAAAGUUGCAGAUUUAGGUGGACAAACUAUUUGAGGCCUGAUAUUAAGAGAGGAAAUUUCAGCUUACAGGAAGAUCAAACCAUCAUUCAACUACAUGCUCUUCUUGGAAACAGAUGGUCAGCCAUAGCUACUCACUUGCCAAACAGAACUGAUAAUGAGAUAAAGAACUACUGGAACACGAAUAUCAAGAAGAGAUUGACCAAAAUGGGAAUUGAUCCAGUGACUCAUAAGCUGAAAACCCACGAACUAUGCACCAAACAAUCCAAAUAUACCGCCUAUAUCAGCCACAUGGCCCAAUGGGAGAGCGCUCGGCUUGAAGCAGAAGUCAGGUCCAUCCGUGAAUCCAAACUUGUUUCCAACGCUUACCACUCUCAGUUGCAGCUCCUCCACAAAGUCACUGUGCCACCACCACUAGCACCGCCGCAGCCACCAAGACCACCAAUGUGUUUAGAUAUACCUAAAGUUUGGCAAGGUGAAUGGGCAAAGCCCGCAAAAGAUAUGAAUACAAUAUUUAAUGGUGUUUCCUCUACAUUGAACUUCUCAUCACACAACAAGUUCGGUACCAUUCCCACCACCGUUGGAUUUAAUGACAAUUCAUCCAUGAUACCAAUAAAUUACGUGGAAAACUCUGUUCAUACUACCAAAGGAAGAAUUACGGAUCCUAUUGAUGAUUCUAAUUAUAAUACAGAUUCUUUAAGUGUCCCAAGUUUCAUGGACAGCUUCACAGCUCUUCUGUCUAACAUGGAUGUUGUCACUACUGACAACGUUGUUGAAAGCUACUAUGGAAGUUCCGAAGAAGAUAAGAAUUAUGGAAACAUAGAACUAAAUUCGAUGGCAUUGCCAUCGGGUUCACAUGUAUUCUAA